Messenger RNA from Striga asiatica, 2499 nucleotides. The record is from the annotation of a GenBank genome assembly. Lineage: Eukaryota; Viridiplantae; Streptophyta; Magnoliopsida; Lamiales; Orobanchaceae.
GUCCCGCUCAUACAAGUCUCUGCAGCGUACUGUAGGAAGAGCAUUGUAUUAUGAUCUUGGUAUAUGCUCCCAGAAUCUUCUUCUUAUCCUUUGCGCCAUUUCCAAAUCUUUUUCCCGUACAAAAACAAGGCACAAGCUAAACGCCACCCAGUAUUACCCACUUUCUCUCUAAACCUCUAGGUAAUGGCGGCACAUAGUAGUUCUCCGCUGUAUCACAACAACCUCUUUACCUUGAAUUCGAAACGCGCCAAUUCGAUGUUCCUCCUCCGGAACUCCUUUUCUCACUCUAAUUCUCCCAACUCUCGAUCCUCUUCCUCUUUUGUACCCUCUAUCAAUCAGCUGCCGUUAGUCUCAAGAACGACGGUUUCAUGUGCCCCCGUCACGAGGGUUUCCACAGUGCCGGUGGAGUACUCGCCGCCGGCGCCGGAAUCCGGUUUUUUUAUGCAGGAAAUUUCUCGGCUGAGAAGGCUCAGAGAAGCUCUAGCUUGCUGCCAGACAUUGGCGGAGAAGUCGAGGGCCAUUGACUCCGAUUCUCGAGUUGAGUCGUUUGUGAGGUUGCGUGGUAAUGAUUUUGUGGUGGGGAGUCUGAGUGAGCACGACAUGUAUUUGUUGAAAUGCGUGGUGGCAGCUGGCCAGGAGCAUGUGCUGGGUGAGUUCGGGAGAGGUUUGGACGGUGGGGAGCUUGAGGUGGGGAGGGGUUCUAUCAAGAGCACCCUUUACGCGUUAGCGGAAAUGAUUGAUAAUUGGGAUGGCCAUGGUGGUGGUAGGAGAAAAGGUCUGAAAGACGAAGACAGAAAAGCAUUGAGGUCGCUGCUGAAGAUGCUUGGAGAUGUUGAGGAGUUCUAUGACUGCAUUGGUGGAAUAAUUGGAUAUCAGAUGAAAGUGCUCGAGCUACUUGCUCAAUCAACUGACGCAAGGGAAAAUGUUAAUUGGUCCCAGCAAACAAAUAAAUUGUUAAAAUGUCCAUUUGUGGAAAUUCAUCCUCCCUCUGUUAUUGAUCUUUCUAAAGAUACUGAAUAUGCAUCUCAGGCUGCUCUUUUGGGAAUUGAGGGUUUGCCUGAAUUAGGAGAAAUUUAUCCGCUCGGAGGGUCAGCAGACAGGCUUGGUCUGGUAGAUCCUGCAACAGGAGAAUGUCUUCCUGCUGCAAUGCUUCCUUACUGUGGACGAACUUUGUUGGAAGGUCUUAUUAGAGAUCUUCAGGCUAGAGAGUUCUUGUACUUCAAGUUGUAUGGGAAACAGUGCAUCACUCCUAUUGCAAUUAUGACUAGUUCUGCGAAGAACAACCAUGACCAUAUUACUUCUCUUUGUGAAAGGCUCAGAUGGUUUGGGAGAGGAUCAUCGAGCUUCCGAAUUUUCGAGCAGCCUGUUGUUCCAGCUGUUACAGCAGAAGAAGGAAGUUGGAUUUUGGCCAAGCCUUUUCAACCUUUGUGUAAGCCUGGGGGUCAUGGUGUGAUAUGGAAAUUGGCCCACAAUAGAGGAGUUUUCAAUUGGUUUCAGAGUAAUGCAAGAAAAGGAGCAACUGUCCGACAAAUCAGGCUUUAUAGUAAUGUUGUAGCUGCCACUGAUUUAACUCUGCUAGCUUUGGCUGGAAUUGGUCUGCGCCAUGGAAAGGCAAGGCUGGUUGAAAAACUGGGAUUUGCCUCCUGUGAAAGAAAUGCUGGGGCAACAGAAGGCAUCAAUGUUCUUCUUGAGAAGAAGAUUGUAGAUGGAAAGUGGGCAUAUGGUUUUUCAUGUAUAGAAUACACUGAGUUUGACAAGUUUGGGGUCACUCUUGGGCCCCUUGCUCCCAGCAGGUUCAUAUUCGUUCAUGUGAAGUAUAAUUGGAUUGUUGUUUUCCUAGCACUGAAGUUUCCUGCCAAUACAAAUAUUCUUUACGUGGAUUUACCUUCUGCUGAGCUUGUUGGAUCAAGUAAAAAAGAAAGCAGUUUGCCAGGAUUGGUUCUUAAUGCUAAAAAGCCAAUCACAUAUGUGGAUCAGUUUGGAAUGAAACACUGUGUUUUGGGUGGCCGUCUGGAGUGUACAAUGCAAAAUAUUGCUGAUAGUUUUACCAACACCUAUUCUUCUCGGUGUUAUAAAGAUGUAAAAGGUUUAGAUAGGUUAGAUACCUUUAUUGUGUAUAAUAAAAGAAGAAAGGUUACUUCUUCUGCUAAGAAGAGAAGGAAGCAGUCUGAUAAGUCUCUGCAACAGACUCCAGAUGGAUCUCUGCUGGACAUAAUGCGUAAUGCUUAUGAUUUACUUUCUCCAUGUGGGAUAGUUCUUCCCGAGGUUGAGGGUAAUGAAGAAUAUACUAAUUCUGGGCCUCCCUAUAUCAUACUCCUUCAUCCUGCUCUUGGUCCACUUUGGGAGGUCACCAGACAAAAGCUUUUCCCAAGUAAUGGUUGGAGUACCUGUGGAGGGGAGAGAGGCAUUGUGGCCCUGAACAAACUGAAACAAUUUUCAAAAGCAGCCCUUCAGGACGGUUUUGGGCAAGAAACAGGCUGUAAAAUCUCCAACAAGUGA